AUGGACGUUUAUGUUAUCGGUGAAACAUGACGGGUUAGAGCAGGGGUCGGCAAUAGGCGACCCGCGGAAGGAAAAAAUAUGGACCGCCAACAAUUUUCUUAAUUUUCCUAUAUAUCCUAUGCAUCACUCCCCCCCCAUCCUUCAUAACAAAAAUUAAACUAAUAUUGAAAUCGAUUUCAUGAGGCGCUGAGACAAUAAUAACGGUUUAUCAUUAUCUGUGUUGUUGUUGAAAGUGCCGCAGUCACGGCUGCGGGCCGAGUCGCUUGCAUUCGCGUGUGUGUGUAAAAUACAAUAUUCAGGUUUCAGAGGCGAAGAUAUAAAAAAUCAAGAUUUUAUUCAUUUUCCAACAAUCCUUGAAUAUAAAAAGAAUUCCGACAUAGACUGCAGUAUGUUUUUAAGUUUUUUGUCGGACCUUGGUGAAGAGAUGGUAGAGAUUCAAAGACUUUGCAGAAAUUGGAAAACUGACUCAGUUUUUAAAAAAUCCGUUUGAAGUUUCUCCGACUGGAGAAUGGAUUGACGUUGCUACAAAAUUAUUCAGACUUCCAAAAUCUUCACUUCAAAUGGAAAUUAUUGAUUUGCAAGAAGAUAUCUCAUUGCAAAUGAAUAAGACUUCGUCUACUGAAGAUUUUUGGAUAAAACAUGUCUUGGAUAAAUACAUGAACUGUAAAACCCUUGCCAUAAAAUUAACUACUAUGUUUGGCUCCACUUAUGUAUGUGAAACUUCGNUUUCAAAUAUGACGUUUUUAAAAAACCAAUACUGUUCAAGAUUAACAGAUCACCACCUUGAAAACACUUUACGCAUCAGUUGUUCUCCAAGAGUACCAGAUUUUAAAAAAGUAGCUCAAGAAAAGAAAUGUCAUUUUUCUCAUUAA
Cinara cedri is the source of this 872-nucleotide messenger RNA. Lineage: Eukaryota; Metazoa; Arthropoda; Insecta; Hemiptera; Aphididae. The record is from the annotation of a GenBank genome assembly.